CAUUCUGCAGCCAUCAGCACACAGCAGCAGGAUAAAUCCUCUCUCAGUCAUUCCCUGCUGCUGGGGAGCCUUUGAUAGGUGGUGAGGGAGGGCAACCAAACAUCUGGAUGUCAGCAAGACUCUUCUGUGAAGUUUGGAAGUGACAAGUGCCAUCAUUCUCCACAUCGGGGCAGCUGCGCCCCAGAUCCGUGCAGGAAAAGCAAGCAAUCCCUUGUGAAAGAGGCAAAAGUGACAAGCAGCGAGAGCCCCUAAAUGGAAUCGUUGCUCUGUACGCUCGUUGGUGAGCGGCGGAUUGGAGAGCAAAUGGAGUGGAGGCCAGUGAAGGCAAACCGUGUACGAAGGAACCUCUUCGGCCCUGUGGACCAUGAGCAGCUGCAGCAGGACUUCCAGCAUAUGCUGCGCAGCAGCGUGGAGGGAGCCCAGCAGAAGUGGAACUUUGACUUCUUACGAGACAUGCCAGCUGAGGGGCUCCUGCAGUGGGAAGAACUACAGAGCCACGAUGUCCCGGCCUUUUACCACAGUUGUGUGGUGGGUGAGGCUCGCAAGCCUUUGAAGCCCUUGAACCAGGGUAUAGUCAAGGAGGUCAAGGCUCACCACUUUGCCACAGUGACACUGACUGAGAACCCCAAAGUUGCCAAGAAAAUGUCGGGCAAGAAGAGCCAAGCAGGGAAGAAACGAAGACAGACAUCCUUGACAGAUUACCACUCAGCUAAGAAGCAAGUCAAAACUAACACUCAAGCUGCUGCAAAGAAUUUGGCUUUCUGAAAUGAAACACAGGAUUGAUCUGCACUAGAGAUGUUAUAAAGAGCUGCCAAGUUUAUUUGACAUUUAGAAAUUGUGUGUGCAGGCUACAAAUGC
Messenger RNA from Terrapene triunguis (Three-toed box turtle), 858 nucleotides. Its product is annotated as cyclin-dependent kinase inhibitor 1-like. NCBI's taxonomy places the organism in Eukaryota, Metazoa, Chordata, Testudines, Emydidae. Gene Ontology annotation, biological process: signal transduction by p53 class mediator; regulation of mitotic cell cycle. Bases 253 to 765 code for a protein of 170 amino acids. Gene Ontology annotation, cellular component: nucleus. The transcript is spliced from 3 exons. Gene Ontology annotation, molecular function: cyclin-dependent protein serine/threonine kinase inhibitor activity. The record is from RefSeq and is a predicted model, not a curated record.